GUGAGGCUCACAUCUCUUGGUCGUUAUGAGCUCUGACAUCCCCAUCAUCUCGUUGGACGACCCGCAACAAGGUCAGAAGCUGGCCGACGCCUUUGCGCGCUUCGGCUGCUGCUACCUCAUGGGUCACGGCAUCUCCGACGUGCUGUCCCAGCAGAUGAUGCAAAGCGCCGAGUCGUUCUGCGCUCUACCCGACGAGACCAAAGCUGCGAUCCCAGUGGUACAGAACGGCAAGGGAUUUACGCGCGGAUACAUUGGCGUGGGCAAGGAGAGCGGCAGUACCGAGCGUGUGGAGGUCAAGGAAGCUUUCUCGUACGGCUACGAGUGGCCCGAGAGCAAGAAGGAGGCGUUCGCUAACGGACUGCAGGGUCCCAAUGUCUGGCCCAAAGCCGACGACUGGCCCGUCAGCAACCGUGAAGUACUCAACGAGUUCUUCAAGAAGAUGACGGCGGCGUCGCGUGCCGUGGCACGGAAUCUGUCGCAAAGUCUGUACGGGUCUGCAGAUUUCUUGGACAACUAUUGCCAUCAAGGCGAGACCAUCUCCCUCAUGCGCAUGUUCCACUAUUUCCCGUACGAACGGUACGCAGGCUUGACUGGAGGGAAGGGCGCUCUACCAGCGAAUUUCCACGAGUUUAUCGGCUCGAGUCCACACACGGACUGGGGAUAUCUUACGCUCAUUAUGCAAGACCCUGUCGGUGGCUUACAAGUCUUCCAUGACGAGAAGUGGGUGGACGUGCCCUACAUCCCCGGUACGCUUGUAGCCAAUGCUGGAGACUACCUGUCACUCGUGACCGGUGGGAAAUGCCUAUCACCUGUGCAUCGAGUCGUGGCUGACAAGCGCGAACGCUACUCGCUUGUGUUCUUCUACUACCCCGACUUUGAUGCUGUUAUUCCGUCAGUCGACGACGUGAACGAGCUGCGGAUCGGAGGUGAUGCGAGAAGUGCGAGAGAUAGCAAGCCGUUCAACAACUUCAAUAACUUGCUCGACGGAACGGUGCGCAAAAUUGACGGGUGCUUUGGCGAGUACAUCAUGGAUAAGUGGGCUGGAGUGCAGCGCUAACUUCCAAGAUAGCUGCGUUGCAGCGUCAACAAGCCUGAAAAUAUAUGGCUAGUUGUAGGAUGAAUUCCAGCGAACUGC
Messenger RNA from Phytophthora infestans T30-4, 1135 nucleotides. RefSeq lists its product as uncharacterized. The transcript has a single exon. Lineage: Eukaryota; Oomycota; Peronosporomycetes; Peronosporales; Peronosporaceae. Bases 26 to 1057 code for a protein of 343 amino acids. The record is from RefSeq and is a predicted model, not a curated record. Gene Ontology annotation, molecular function: dioxygenase activity.